GUGAUCGCAUCGGGGAUGGAGCAAGUUUGAAGUGCGCUUUUGAGUUAGUUCCGAGCCACUGCGCUGUAUUGUGGAUCUCCGUUGUCACAACACCAACACAAUCUCGCGCAAACAUGACUGCGAGAAGUCUUCUCGCAGUUGCGCUCCUGUGCAUAUUCGCAGGUGCUGCUAGCUUACCCGUGAUCAAACCAUCUGACAAGGUAUGCCAGUCCUUAAGCACAUCGUGCGAGGACCUGUGGGUUGCAUCCUCAUGCAAGGUUGUGAAGUCUUGUAUCACAGAAGUCUGGGAGAAGCUUGAUGUCCCUCUUGAUAAGAGCAAUGUGUGCAAUAUUUGUAAGGAAAUGGUUAAAGAGGCAAGGGAUCAGCUCUUAAGCAAUGAAACACAGGAGGAGCUCAAGGAGGUCCUAGAGGGCAGCUGUAAGCUGAUUCCAAUUAAAGUGUUUGCAGACAUGUGCAUUAGGAUGGUUGAUGAAUUCAUUCCUGAUCUCAUAGACAUGCUUGUGUCCAGAAUGGACCCUGACCAAGUAUGCACUAUUGCGGGGCUUUGCAACCCAAACUUUUUCAGGCAACUGAGAAUGCAACAAAACCUGAUCUUCUCCGCGUUCCAGUCCCGCAUUUUUCUUCCGCCACUGACAAGCACUGCUCCACGACGCACAGAAGAGUGUUCAAGAUGUAUGAACACUUUACAACCUGCCAAAGCAAUAAUACGGCUUUUGCCCGAGGCCCAAGUAGAGCUCUUGGCUUUGAAGAUGUGUCAGGACCACCACAAAGAUAAUCUGACAGAGUGCCCGCUGAUUGUGAAGAAGUACUUCUCUCCAGUCUACGACUACUUUUAUGAGACGGCCGCGAACCAGACGUGCGUCGAUAUCCGGCGGUGCCCACCCAGUGAGACACUGAAGACCAAUGUGCCACUAGUCAAGGGUGACGACGAUCUAACCUGUGACUUCUGCAAGCAACUAGUUGGAAGCUUAAGAAACUUCUUGGAGGCAAAUACCACGCAGGAUGAACUCAAGCAAGCCAUUUUGGCUUUCUGUGAAGAUCUUGGUUCUGCAGCUGAAGAGUGCCAGAACCUCCUUGAUGAAUAUUUUGAUAUGUUCUACACCUACCUACUUGAGGCAUUGGAACCAGAAAGGUUUUGUUCCACCAUUGGCCUCUGCCAGACCUCACUUCUGCGUGUUCCCCUUGUGAAACUUUUCCCAGCGGUGCCAGCGACAAAGGUGCACCUACAAAAGCUUGAGUACCCAAAGAAGGCAAUCAGUACACACUCCCCUGACAUAACACCAUUGGUGAAACUAAUGCCAGGCAUUCCUGUGAAGUAUCUAAAAAAAGAUGAACCGAAAAAGCAAGUUGAAUGUGAACUCUGCAUCUAUCUUGUGAAGUACGUGGAUGCUGUUCUUGAAAACAAAAAGGAUGAAGCUGCAGUGCUACACGCUCUUGAGGAGGCCUGCAAACUGGUGCCACAACACAUGCAUGAAAGAUGCGUGCAGUUGGUUGACAAAUAUGUAGACGAACUCAUCCACGUUCUUGUCGAGGAAGAUGACCCAAACUUAGUUUGCGGGCUCCUGGGUCUGUGCACUGGUCAGACAUCCACUUCAAGCGUCCAAAGUCACACAGCUAUCAAGGCUGAGAAGAAUCCUCAAGAUAGCGUUGAAUGUGAGGUAUGCAAGGCAGUGAUAGAAUUCUUCGAAAACAACCUACCAGAAGUUGUAACUAAGGAUGUAGUGGAGUAUGUCCUUGAUGAGCUCUGCAACCAGUUCAGUGGUGACAAAGCACAGGAGUGCAAGAACCUUGUGGACAAGAACAUCGAACUGAUUCUCAAAUACCUCACCGGCGAAGUGGCAGCCACUGCAAUUUGCCGCUUGGCGCAGAUGUGUGAAGCACCUCAAGUUGCAACGAAGGGUGUCAGUCCGGACUGUGUCGUCUGCAAGGAGCUGGUUCAGGUGGUUUAUGACCAGCUGAAGGAUGUCAGAACUGAGGAAGCAAUAGCAAAAGAGCUGGAGAGAGUAUGCAACCUGGUACCCUCCAGCAGCAGGCGAACUUGUGUGGAUAUCGUGAACACAUACUUUGAAGCCUUGGUGUCCCUCAUCUUGCAGGAACUCACACCAGAUCAAGUCUGCUCUGCUCUCAAAUUCUGCGGUGCCCCUGGUAAAGCCAUUCUGAAGCCAGCAUCAGAGAAGAGCCCGAAACAUGAAGAUCCUGAAUGCACCUUGUGCGAGCAAGUUUUUCAGUUGGUUUAUAAUGAACUGAAAGAUAACAAAACUCAGGAAGAAAUUAAGCAAGUACUGGAAGAGGUUUGUGACUUGGUUCCAAAAUCGAGCAGGCAAGAGUGUGUCAACAUGAUCAACAACUACUUUGAUCUUGUGGUUUCCCUCAUUCUGCAAGAUUUCACACCAGAUGAGGUCUGCAAGGCCCUUGGUAUCUGCCCUCCCUCUGGUAAAGUUGUUCCAAAGCCAGCAUCAACGAAGAGCCCAAAAGUUGAAGGUUCUGGAUGCACCUCAUGCAAGGAAGUUGUUCAGUUUAUUUACAAUGAGCUGAAGGAUACCAAAACUGAGGAAGAAAUUAAGCGGGUGCUCGAGGAGGUUUGUACCUUGGUUCCGCAAUCGAGCAGGCAAGAGUGUGUCAACAUGGUCAACACCUAUUUUGAUCUUUUGGUUUCCCUCAUUCUGCAAGACUUCACACCAGAUGAGGUCUGCCAGACCCUUGGCCUCUGUCCUUCCUCUGACAAAGUUGUUACGAAGCCAAAGAUACAGAAGAUCUCUAAGGAUGACAAUCCCGAAUGCACUUUGUGCAAAGAUGUCGUCCAGUUUGUUUAUGCCGAGCUGAGGGAUAACAAAACCGAGCAAGCAAUCAAGGAAGUUCUAGACGAGGUUUGUAACUGGGUUCCGCAAUCAAGCAAGCAGGAGUGCCUUAAUAUGGUCAGCACCUAUUUUGAUCUUCUGGUUUCCCUCAUUCUUCAAGACUUCACUCCAGACCAGAUCUGCCAGACUCUUACCCUUUGCCCUUCCUCAUCACAUGGUGACGUAGUGUGUACCUUUUGCCAGUAUGCACUUCACUUCAUCCAAACUGAGCUAAUGGACAACAAAACUGAGGAGAAAAUAAAAGAAGCUCUGGACCAGCUGUGUGCUAGGCUUCCCAAGGAAAUCUCCGAAGAGUGCCAGGCAUUUGUAGAGGAAUAUGGUGCUGCAGUGAUAGUUCUCCUUGCACAAGAACUAGACCCAAGCAUUGUCUGUGUUGCUGUCAGAGCUUGCCCUAAAGGGGGACUAGUCAAGCAGUCCAUGGCUCUGCAUAACCUUUAUUUCGAUAAGUGUGAUACCUGCUCUCUGGUGAUCGGGUGGGCUGACAGGUUCACACAAGACACGAAGACUGAUGAGGAGCUUGCCUCAGUAUUCGAAAGAGUGUGCAAGGCUGUACCUGCUGGCGUUAAACAAGAGUGCCAAUCUCUGGUUAAGGCAUAUGGCCCAUUCAUCCUGCGCAAUAUUGGACAGCUUGGAAACAGCAAACAAGUGUGUCAGGUCAUAGACAUGUGCCCAAAGGCAGCUAAAGGUGCUCACCUUCUUGGAUCCAAGAAAUGUACAUUUGGCCCUGCUUACUGGUGCCAUUCAGAAGCCCAUGCUUCUGCAUGUAAUGCUCACGAAUACUGCAAGAAGAAGGUAUGGAAGCAGUAGUAUUUAGUUAAGGUUGUCAUUACAGCUUUUUAAUUUUGUUACUCAAUAAGUAUGGCACAUACUUAAGGUAGGUUCUACUUAAUCAAUCUAUCACCUAUGAAAGAAUAUUUUACUUAGAACCGCAACAAGUGCACACACACUGUCUUUGCUUGAACAAAAAUUCUGUCCAAAAUGUGCACAAUGUGUAUGUUUGUGCACUGGUGAAGACUACUGUUGAAAGUAGGAAUAAAGAACAAUGACGAUUUUCAACUAC
This is a messenger RNA of Ornithodoros turicata, 3918 nucleotides long. RefSeq lists its product as uncharacterized. The transcript has 34 exons. The record is from RefSeq and is a predicted model, not a curated record. Bases 114 to 3665 code for a protein of 1183 amino acids. Gene Ontology annotation, cellular component: lysosome. Gene Ontology annotation, biological process: sphingolipid metabolic process. Lineage: Eukaryota; Metazoa; Arthropoda; Arachnida; Ixodida; Argasidae.